Brienomyrus brachyistius is the source of this 3024-nucleotide messenger RNA. Its product is annotated as proto-oncogene vav-like. Gene Ontology annotation, molecular function: guanyl-nucleotide exchange factor activity; protein binding. The transcript has 27 exons. Bases 122 to 2680 code for a protein of 852 amino acids. The record is from RefSeq and is a predicted model, not a curated record. Gene Ontology annotation, cellular component: cytoplasm. NCBI's taxonomy places the organism in Eukaryota, Metazoa, Chordata, Actinopteri, Osteoglossiformes, Mormyridae. Gene Ontology annotation, biological process: regulation of GTPase activity; cell migration; intracellular signal transduction.
CCCCAGGCACCACCCCGCAGGAAGCCUCGGAGAGCGAGCGAGUGAGUUUUCUGCAGUCAGGGUCCGGCCGGCCAGCACGCGCUUGGGGUGCCGGCGAUCUGCUUGCCGGGGUCGAGGCGCCAUGGACCUCUGGAGGCAGUGUACUUCCUGGCUGGUGCGCUGUCAGGUGCUGCCCUCCACCCACCGGCUGGUGUGGGACAGCGCGCAGGUGUGUGACUUGGCGUACGCGCUGCGCGAUGGCGUCCUGCUCUGCCAGCUGCUCAACAACCUGAAGCCCCAAUGCAUCAGCCAGCGUGAGAUCGUCUUGCGGCCGCAGAUGUCGCAGUUUUUCUGCCUGAAGAACAUCAGGACCUUCCUCGGUGCCUGCGAGGUCCACUUCGGGAUGAGGUCGAGUGAGCUCUUUGAGGCUUUUGACCUCUUUGACCUCCGCAACUUUGAGAAGGUCAUCGACUCCUUGUCCAACCUGUCGCACACCACCACGGCAAGGCACAGAGAGAUAGAACCUUUCCCGGUGGAACCCUGUCUCCCUGAUGAGGACAUCUACAGCGGCCUGUCUGAGGAAAUAGACUGCAUGGAGGAUGGCGGCGAUGACUUGUACGACUGCGUGGAGGACGAGAGCGAUGAAGGCGAAGACAUUUACGAGGACCUGAUGAGGUCGGAAGAACCUCCAGAGUGGGAGCAGAAGACCAAAGAGGUGGACAAGAGAAGCUGCUGCCUUCAGGAGAUAGCACAGACAGAGGAGAAGUACAGCAACACAUUGGAGUCUAUCAUACAGCAUUUCAUGAGGCCUCUGCAGCAACUUCUGCAGCCGCAGGACAUCGAGGCGAUCUUCAUCAACGUAGAGAACUUGGCGGAGACUCAUCGUGGGCUGCUUAAGGAGACCCAUCACUCCAUCUUCAUGUGUGGAGCCUCGAAUCUCCACCAGGUGUUUAUCAGCUACAAAAACAGGCUGCUACUCUAUGGACGCUACUGCAGCCAGGUGGAAGAAGCCACCAAGCACUUGGACCAGCUGUCUAGCACUUACACGGACGUGCAGACGGUGCUGAAGGAUUGUUCCCAGCGUGCCAACAACGGGAGAUUUACCCUUCGAGACCUGCUGAUGGUUCCCAUGCAGAGAGUGCUCAAAUACCACCUACUUCUCCAGGAACUGUUGAAACACACCGUCGCUCAAGCGGAGAAGGAGAACCUGCGCUCAGCCCUGGAUGCCAUGCGGGACUUGGCGCAGUGUGUCAAUGAGGUUAAACGGGACAAUGAGAUAAUUCGGCAAAUCACCUCCUUCCAACUGUCCAUCGAGAACAUGAGACAAUCACUUGCACAUUAUGGCCGCCCCAGGAUUGAUGGGGAACUGAAGAUAUGCACUCCGGAGAAAAAAUCUAAACAGGACAGGUACAUCUUCCUGUUCGACAUGGCCAUGGUGGUGUGUAAGAGGAAAAGCGGGGACGUCAUGGGCCUGAAGGAGAUCGUGGAGCUGGAGCACUACCGGCUCUCGGACGAGAUCGAGGAGAAGGACAAGAAGUGGUCGCACUUGUUCAUUCUGGUGGAUUCCUACGGACAUCGCAAUUUUGAACUGUACUGCAAAACCAAGGAGUUGAAGAGGAAAUGGCUUGAACAGUUCAGCAUCGCCUUUUCCAACGUGUUUCCUGAGGGCAGGAAGGCCAACAACCAUGAAUUUGAGAUGCACAGCUUUGGGGAGACCGUAUCCUGCGCGGCCUGUCAUAUGCUGCUCAGAGGUAUCUUCUACCAGGGCUACCGCUGUACUGUCUGCUCAACCUCUGCUCACAAGGAGUGCCUGGACCGUGUUCCUGUCUGCAAGAAAAAGUCAGAGCACUCAGGCACCAUGAGAAAGCGAGAACCCAAAAGACCAGCACUGGAAGCAGAGAAAGAAAUGCCAAGGAUGGAGGUGUUUCAGGAGUAUUGCGGGAGACCUCCACCUCCCGGGGGGGCCUACCAGGCACUCCAUCUGUCCGUGGGUGACGUCAUCGAGCUGCUGACGGCCAAUGGGAUGCAGCAGUGGUGGGAGGGCCGGAACUUGGUAACCAGUGAAACAGGAUGGUUCCCAUGCAGUAACGUCGGACCGUUUACCCCUAAACCGGAGAAAGACCUGGAGGCGUUUCCAUGGUUUGCAGGAACCAUCGACAGGCACGUAGCAAAGAGCCUGUUAAUAUCUCGGCCAGAGGGGACCUACCUCGUCCGGCAGAAGGAGUACAAUGACUUCGCCAUCAGCAUCAAGAUCAAGACGGACGUCAAGCACAUCAAGAUCACUUAUAUCAAUGGGAUGCUGCACAUAAAUGAGAAGAAAGCCUUCAAAGGGUUAAUCGAGCUGGUGGAGUACUAUCAGCAGAAUACUCUGAAGGAGUGCUUUAAGGAACUGGACACAACCCUGCAGAUCUCCUACAAAGGGCCUGAACAGACCAUGGCCCAGUCCACGUGGAGUGAGGAUGCGCAUCACUCUCAGUUCGCACAGACAGGCGACACGUCUGCCUCCUCACCGCUGAGCUGGGCACGGGUGCUGUAUGACUUCUCAGCACGUGACUCUUCAGAGCUGUCACUGCGCAUGGGGGAUGAUGUGAAAAUCAUCUCCAAGGACACUCCUGAAGGAUGGUGGAUGGGCGAGUCUUACGGGCAGACUGGGCUCUUCCCAGCCAAUUACGUGCAGGAGAACUACUCUGAAUACUGUUGACAAGUUGCUGGGAUGCAGAGUCACGAGGUCACAAAUUAAAGAUGGAACCAGGAGGAAAAUGGAGCCUAACCACUGGGCAAAGGAUGUUCUCCGCUGUUACUACUCUCACCGCCCCGAUUACCUUGUUUAAUUGUCGUUUAAAAAUCUAAAAAUCAUACUUCAGUUGUUUUUUUCUAACCUUAAUAAAAAUAUACCAGCUGAAUAUAUCUAUGCAGUUUCCCCGAUUUAUUAAAAAUGAACCCAAUAUCAUUUUUACACCAAAUGUAUUUCUGAGAAAUUGUAUAUUUUGAGAUUCUUUAUCAAAUACUUUGUAUAAUAAACUGUUGCAGUGACUGGUAAUUGAA